Messenger RNA from Cryptomeria japonica (Japanese cedar), 1128 nucleotides. Its product is annotated as GDSL esterase/lipase 6-like. The record is from RefSeq and is a predicted model, not a curated record. Lineage: Eukaryota; Viridiplantae; Streptophyta; Pinopsida; Cupressales; Cupressaceae. The transcript is spliced from 5 exons. Gene Ontology annotation, molecular function: lipase activity. Bases 1 to 1128 code for a protein of 375 amino acids. Gene Ontology annotation, biological process: lipid metabolic process.
AUGGCUAAGAGUCUGUUGAUCUGGUGGACGAUAAGCUCUUUGAUUUGGCAAGUAGUUGGAGAAGGAAUAAUUGAGCAUGUACCAGCAAUGUUUAUAUUUGGGGAUUCAUUAGCAGAUGCAGGAACUAACAAUUUCAUUCCAAACUGUACUGCUCGAGCCGACUUUUCACCAUAUGGCGUCUCCUCCUUCCUAAAUCCAACUGGUCGCUUCACAAAUGGCCUCACUGUUUUCGAUUUCAUAGAAAGGGAUGCAUUUGUGAUUGCAGCUACUCAAUUGGAGCUCCCUCUCAUACCUCCGUAUCGCGAACUCCCUUUCAACCAGUCAAUUUAUUCCUAUGGGGCUAAUUUUGCAUCGGGGGGAAGUGGAUUGUUGGAUUCAACAGGCCUUCAGAAGAGAGUUGUUAAAUUGAGUGAUCAGAUAUCGAAAUUUGAAGAAUUCUCUAGGCGUGCAGGUCAGAAGUUGUACCUGAGAAAUUCUUUAUAUUGUAUUUCCAGUGGAGGCAACGACAUUUCGGCCUUCAUCGAGACACAGUUUAAUCUCAGUAGUAAGACAAACACACCAUUCAUCUCUUCUCUGGUUAACACAAAUGGUCGAUACAUCCAAAGGCUUCAUCGUGCUGGUGCAAGAAAAUUUCUGAUACUCGACAUCUCCGCUGUAGGAUGUACUCCUAGUGCCAGACUUAAAGCUUAUUUAUUAUUACAUAACAGUAGUUUUUUAAAAUACAAUGGAGAGUGUGAAAUUUUCGGAAAUGGAAUAGCCCUGGGAUAUAACAUUGCUCUGAAAAAGCUUGUGGAUCACCUGAAUGAAAAACUACAUGGAGUGAAUAUCAUCCUACUUAAUUCUUAUCAAUACUUGGAAAAAAUGUUUUAUUACGGCAAAACUUUUGGUUUUUCAGAAACAAAAUCAGCGUGCUGUGGAUCAGGAAUGUUCCGAGCCAAUGUGAGCUGUGGUCAGACCAAUCCCACAGAUCAGUAUUGCGAUGAUCCAGACACUCAUUUGUUUUGGGAUGCAAUUCAUCCCACACAAAAAGUUUACUCCAUAUUUUCAAAAGAAAUAUGGGGAGGAAAUUCUUCUGUUAUGCAUCCAUUUAACCUUUCCACACUAAUCUUGGGAAUGAAUAAACAAUGA